GCUGGGUGGAUGGAGCCAGAUGGGUACUUGUUUCCGGGGUGGAAACAGAUGGUGUCUCUCAGGUCUGAGAAGCCAUUCUUCUCCUGUAGACUCCGUCACAGACCUGGCCACAGUACGGGAGCCGGUCACCCCAGCCCUAACAGUGCCCUGAGGUUGCUGUGACCAUGGCAGAAGCUGCUGCUGACCUGAGCACAGGAGACAAUCUGGAGCAAAAGAUCCUAGAGGCACUGAGUGAAGUCGGUGGCUCUGUGAAGAUUGGCCAGCUGGUAAAGAAGUGCCAAGCGCCCAAGAAAAUAGUCAACUCAACCCUUUACCGCCUGAAGGAGGAGGGCAAAGUAUCCUCCCCAGCCCCUGCAACCUGGUGCUUAGGCAGGAGCGCUUCUGUAGACGAGGCUCCCGCAGUCCCUGAGGACACCACCACUCAGCCAAGUCUCGAUGAUAGAAUUUUCAGAUUCCUGGAGGCCAACGGACCUCGCAGGGCCCUGCAUAUCGCCAAGGCUCUGGGCAUGAAUACGGCCAAAGAGGUGAACCCAGACCUGUACAGGAUGAGAAGCAAUCACCUUCUGAGCUAUGACGGGCAGGCGUGGAUGAUCUAUGACUCAAGUCGGAAAGGUCAAGGGCUGGCUCACUCUGGAACGAGCCAAGAGUGCGCUGCCAUCAUUUACCAGCAGAAUCCCAUCAACAUGAUCUGCCAACAAGGAGCCAGCAACCAUAUCUCCAUCUCUGAGUCAGAAGCCAUCCAGAUCGGGCAUGGGAACACCAUGCUAAGGCAGAUAGCCUGUGCUCAGAGAGGUCCCAGACCCCACCAUCCUCUCCUGCUACCCGCUCCAGAUAACCCCUCUUCUCAGAACACCCCACCUGGUGCCUGGGGAGCUCAGCACAUCCACAUGGAGAAGUCCUUGCUCCGCCGUGUGCAGCUGGGCCACGGCAAUGAGAUGAGCCUUCCGAGGGACCCAGGGCAGCACCCUGCGGAGGAACACCCUGCUGGCAGCUUUACUGGCAGUCCCCCAGUCUCGGCUACCUCUGCUGAUGCAGGAACUUCUUUCCACAUGCAAACACCCGAGCCAGGCCCUCACCCCGAGGGGGUCACCGCCCAGAAAGUCCACAUCAAAUCCUCCUGGCUGGAGGAUGCCACCAUCGGCAACAGCAACAAAAUGACCAUCCGCACUGCUUCACAGGGUGAAGUUGGGGAGUCUGGAAGCAGCAAGGAGCCAAAGGAAGACACAGACUCAAGUUCUAAAGCCUCACCGUGUGGAAGCUGCUCCCACACCCCCAGCAGCUCCACGCUGCUCGUUCCUGAGCUGAGGACCAUGACUCUGGGAGACAGCAGUCCCCAGCCUAGAGAACCUGUGCUUAGGGAGGACGGAGCCUCCGAUACAGGGGGCUGUCGGACUCAGGAAUGAGGCCAGAAAGCAAUGGAGCCAUGGGACCCUGCUGACACCUCUGCCACUAUGAGCCAAACCAGCCUUUCCUGCCUCAAGAUCAAUCAUGAGCCAGCUCUACCAGUCCUGGGUGUUCAACAGAAGAGACAAGCCAACACAGCACACAGAUAGCUGCACAUCCCUGUUGACUGUGCACUGUCUGCAGCAGCUGAGAAAUGGAACCAACCUUGCUGUCAUCAAUAAAGAGUGAAUUAAGGAAAUUCGGAGUAUGCAUACAGCCACAUAAAAUAAUGAGGUUGUUUCAAAUGCUGGAAAGUGGAUACAACCAGAGACCACCAUGCUAAGUGAGUGAAGCCAUUUCAUGUAAUCGGAAGUCUGUGUGUCCCACAGCCACUCUCGAAUAAACACUCAGAGGUUUAUAUUAAUUAUAAAUAAAAUAUAAAUUAUAUCAAUUAUAAAUAAACAUAAAGCCAAUCGCUUGGGCUUAUUACUAACUAGCUCUUACAUUUUAAGCUAACCCAUAUUUCUAUUUAUGCUCUGCACAUGGCAGUACUUUUAUUAGCAUGGCACAUUCACCUCCUGCUCCCUCUGCAUCUGACUGGCGGCUCCCUUCUUCCUAGCAUCCUUAGUUUGGUCACCCAGCCUAUACUUCCUGACUGGCUACUGAACAAUCAGUGUUUUACUAAACCUAUUUGAGUGUCAAAUCUUUAAACUGUACAAGAGGAUUUUCCCACAGCAAUCUCAGGGGGAAAAAUAUCAUGUUUCUCUCAUUUCUGUCUCCUAGAUUUUACAUAGAUUUGUAGAACCACACAGGUGGAUAUGACAUCAAAGUAAAGGUAAAGGCAGCCAGGAGAUGAAAGGGACACAGAAGAGGACAGCAGAAACAGGGGGUGGGGGAGGACAGUAUGUGUGCACAAAAGUGUACCUCUGAAACCCAGAACCAUGCACAGUGCAUAAAUGCCCCAGAUAAAAAGAAAAUGUAAACUCUAAUAUGACUCUAAUAUGUAUAUAUUCCAUACUUUCUUCAUCCAUUCUUCCAUUGAAGGGCAUCUAUGGAAUAUAUACAUAUUAGAGUACUACUCAGCAGUAAAAAACAAGGACUUCUUGAAUUUUGCAUACAAAUGGAUGGAAAUAGAAAACACUAUACUGAGUGAGGUAAGCCAGACCCAAAAAGAGGAACAUGGGAUGUACUCACUCAUAUUUGGUUUCUAGCCAUAAACAAAGGACAUUGAGCCUACAAUUAGUAAUACUAGAGAAGCUAAAUAAGGAGAACCCAAAGAAAAACAUAUAGGCAUCCUCUGGAAUAUUAACCUUCAUCAGGCGAUGAAAGGAGACAGAGACAGAGACCCACAUUGUAGCACCGGACUGAAAUCUCAAGCUCCAAUCAGAAGGAGAGAGAGCACGAGCAAGGAACUCAGGACCGCGAGGGGUGCACCCACACACUGAGACAAUGGGGAUGUUCUAUCGGGAACUCACCAAGGCCAGCUGGCCUGGAUCUGAAAAAGCCUGGGAUAAAACUGGACUCGCUGAACAUAGUGGACAAUGAGGACUACUGAGAACUCAAGAAUAAUGGCAAUGGGUUUUUGAUCCUACUGCACGAACUGGCUUUGUGGGAGCCUAGGCAGUUUGGAUGCUCACCUUACUAGACCUGGAUGGAGGUGGGUGGUCCUUGGACUUCCCACAGGGCAGGGAACCCUGAUUGUUCUUUGG
Molecule: messenger RNA, 3092 nt
Organism: Alexandromys fortis (reed vole)
Lineage: Eukaryota; Metazoa; Chordata; Mammalia; Rodentia; Cricetidae
Gene: Zbp1
Product: Z-DNA binding protein 1
Exons: 8
Coding region: 165-1403 (412 amino acids)
Biological process (GO): positive regulation of type I interferon-mediated signaling pathway
Cellular component (GO): nucleus
Molecular function (GO): double-stranded RNA adenosine deaminase activity; DNA binding; RNA binding
Source: RefSeq, a predicted model, not a curated record